ACUCUGGCCGAAAGCCGCCUUUGUGACGCUAAAAGUUGGCCCACAGGUUAGGGUUAUCACUGCUUACUAGCCGGCGAAAAGAAAAACAGGCAGCGAUCAUGUCUGUAGGAACAGGAUUAUCCGUGCUCGGAAAGCGCUCAUCUGGAGCAUCAGUACGCACCCAAAAUGUGAUGGCAGCAUGUUCAAUUGCGAACAUUGUCAAGAGUUCCCUGGGACCUGUUGGCCUUGACAAAAUGCUGGUGGAUGACAUUGGGGACGUGACGAUCACGAACGACGGAGCCACCAUCUUGAAGCUCCUGGAGGUGGAGCACCCGGCUGCAAAGGUGCUUGUAGAGCUGGCUGACUUGCAGGACCAAGAAGUCGGCGACGGCACGACAUCUGUGGUGCUCAUUGCAGCCGAGCUGCUCAAGAACGCCGACGAGCUGGUCAAGUGCAAGAUUCACCCAACCUCCAUCAUCAGUGGUUACCGUCUCGCCUGCAAGGAGGCUUGCAGGUACAUCCAGGAGCACCUGACCACCUCUGUUGAGGAACUGGGCCACGAGUGUGUUGUGAAUGUGGCCAAGACCGCCAUGGCGUCAAAGCUGAUUGGACCGGACUCCGACUUUUUCUCCAGCAUGGUAGUGGAGGCCGCCAUGGCGAUAAGGGUGUCCGAUGGCAAAGGGGGCUUCCGCUAUCCGAUCAAGGCUGUGAACGUUCUCAAGGCACACGGCCGCAGCGCUCGGGAGAGCGUGCUGGUCCACGGGUACGCCCUCAACUGCACCGUCGCAUCUCAGGCCAUGACAAAGAAGGUGACGAAUGCCAAGAUUGCAUGCCUGGACUUCAGCCUGCAGAAGGCCAAGAUGCACAUGGGGGUGCAGGUGCUGGUCACGGACCCCGAGAAGCUGGAGGCCAUCAGGCAGAGGGAGAUGGACAUCACAAAGGAGCGAAUCCAGAAGAUCCUGAAUGCCGGGGCCAAUGUGAUCCUGACAACGGGCGGCAUCGACGACCUCUGCCUCAAGUACUUUGUUGAGGCCGGCGCUAUGGGCGUGCGCCGCUGCAAGAAGCAGGACCUCCGGCGCAUUGCCAAGGCUACCGGGGCCCAGCUGCUGGUCAGCCUGGCCAACAUGGAAGGGGAGGAGUCUGUGGACGCCAGCAUGCUGGGAGAGGCCGAGGAGGUGGUCCAGGAGAAGGUGUGCGACGAUGAGCUCAUCCUCAUCAAGAAGCCCAAGGUGCAGACGGCCAGCUCAAUCAUUUUGCGCGGUGCCAAUGACUUCUUUGUGGACGAGGUGGAGCGUUCGAUCCACGACGCCCUGUGCGUGGUCCGUCGCGUGCUCGAGUCCAAGACGGUGGUGCCAGGAGGGGGUGCCGUGGAGGCAGCUCUCUCCAUCUACCUCGAGAACUUUGCCACUUCUCUGAGCUCGCGGGAGCAGCUGGCCAUAGCCGAGUAUGCCCGGUCCUUGCUGGUGAUCCCCAAGACGCUGGCCGUGAACGCCGCCAAGGACGCCACCGACCUGGUGGCCAAGCUGAGAGCCUACCACAACAGCUCCCAGACCAAGCAGGAGCAUGCCCAGCUCAAGUGGGUGGGCCUGGAUCUGUACGAAGGAACGGUGCGCGACAACCAAAAGGCCGGAGUGCUGGAGCCCACAGUCUCCAAGAUUAAGUCUCUCAAGUUUGCGACCGAGGCCGCCAUUACAAUCCUCCGGAUCGACGACCUCAUCAAGCUGGAACCAUCCCCAACCAGCCACGACGAGAGGGACGAGUGCAUGUGAUGACCAUGUCAAACAUUGCGCAAUAGUCCCUUUUUUUUUUACCUUUUUUUUUUGCAAUAAAAGUAACGCUCGACUGGUGCGAGAGUGGAAGGGGAACCUCUCUUUGAGACACUUGAUGUAUUCGGAACAACACCUUUAUUUAAGACAUUCUCGCAAGCAUAUAUGUUGUGUCAUUCUCAAUUCUAAUAUGUUGAAAUGUUUGCUUUGCUAAUAAACUUCUUUUUUUUUAUUUUC
Messenger RNA from Ixodes scapularis (black-legged tick), 1982 nucleotides. RefSeq names its product T-complex protein 1 subunit alpha (gene CCT1). Gene Ontology annotation, biological process: protein folding. Bases 99 to 1748 code for a protein of 549 amino acids. The record is from RefSeq and is a predicted model, not a curated record. Gene Ontology annotation, molecular function: ATP-dependent protein folding chaperone; ATP binding; ATP hydrolysis activity. The transcript has 12 exons. Lineage: Eukaryota; Metazoa; Arthropoda; Arachnida; Ixodida; Ixodidae. Gene Ontology annotation, cellular component: chaperonin-containing T-complex.